Molecule: messenger RNA, 838 nt
Organism: Serpula lacrymans var. lacrymans S7.9
Lineage: Eukaryota; Fungi; Basidiomycota; Agaricomycetes; Boletales; Serpulaceae
Exons: 5
Coding region: 41-637 (198 amino acids)
Source: RefSeq, a predicted model, not a curated record
GGCGGCCGUUGCUUGCAUACAACUACGUACAGUAAGCAGCAUGUCAGAAUCUUCGGGUUCUGAUAUCUUUGGUUAUAUCGCUGGAGCUAGUUUUCUCAUUGCCUUGGGAGGAAGCCUCGUGGAGUCUCAUCUUCCCAAUGCUAGAAUGAGGCUACUUGAAGAAGUUUUCAAAGACACUGAAGCAAUUUUGCACUCACUGGGCCGCCAAUGGUGGAACAAGGCUUUCUACCUGACGCACACUUCUCCCAGAAAUUGGAACAGCGUCUCCGCUCUACAGGUAAAGUCGUCCGAGCUACGUGUGAGGACGGUUUGUGCCACUACUCCUUGGAAGGAGUAUACAGAGUUCUGUAGCGGUCUCUCUCGAUCAAUAGGUACCUGUUUACAGCAAGUUAAAGAACUCCGAGCGCUUGUUGUUUCAACGACUGAAGCUGAGCGUCGGCGUUUAUACAACGAGCAGCGUGGAAGCGGAGGCUCCCCGACUACUGCUGCAAGUGGGCCAACAGAAGUCACCGGCGAGAUAUCAUCAGAUUCGUCUCAGGGUUCUUCAGAAAAUGGAAACAUUACAGUUUCUGGUGCCUCGUCUGAAGAGCGCCACUAUCCUCCAAAACCUGUAGCUCCAAGCCCGGUAACCAUCUGAUAUGGCAUCUCCCCCUCGGUUUCUCCAUCAAGCCCUUGCUGUACUGCUAUGAAAUUUCUGCUUACUAUUGGAAUUCGUUACGCUUAUGUUUAGUUCUGUCAGGUUGUUAUCAUGUCCUUGUAAAGCAAGUUGUAUGUACGGCUGUAUGUCGUUAAGUGUACGGUGUGUUGUAUGAUUAAUUGUUCGCUGCGUUUUUGAAAG